UAGUGAAACACUUCAAAACAAUAAAGACAAUUAAACGUAGAAAACUAUACCCCUUUUUAAAAAAUCAAAUAAAAAAGCAUAAAUAUUUACACGAUAACAAAGAGAACCCCCUCUUAAACACAAUCGAAAUUCAAAGUUGCCCAGGAUUGAAAAUGAUGAAGAAGAUAUUGGGCAGGGCCACCAAGAACCGGAGUCCCAAGUUCGAUGAGGGAAUGAAUCUGGACCAGAUAAUCGCUAAACUGAAGCUGGUGGGGGAACUGGGAUCCGUGGUUCAGAUUUCCGCCCGGGAUAUAGAGUGGGUGUGCGUUAAGGCGAGGGAAGUGCUCCUCGCCCAACCCACUCUACUGGAAAUAUCUGCUCCCAUAAACUUACUGGGCGAUAUACACGGACAGUACCUCAAUCUGCUGCGGUACUUCGAUUCGAAUGGCUAUCCGCCGGAUUCGAAGUAUCUGUUCCUGGGCGAUUAUGUGGACAGAGGCAAGCAGUCCAUCGAAACGUUGACUCUGCUGUUGGCCCUCAAGGCGCGGCAUCCCAGCAAGUUCUACUUACUACGAGGAAACCACGAGUGCGCCAGCCUGAACCAGUUCUACGGAUUUUAUGAUGAGUGCAAGAGGCGCUAUACGGUGAAACUGUGGCGCACCUUUGUCGACUGCUACAACUGCAUGCCCCUGGCGGCGAUCAUUGAGGACAAUAUCUUCUGUUGUCAUGGGGGCUUGAGUCCCAGUCUGUUCAGCAUGAACCAGAUAAGGAAGAUCGAGAGACCCAUCGAAAUCCCCGAAUCCGGCUUGGUGUGCGAUAUCCUGUGGUCCGAUCCGGAUCUGAGGAUCAUGGGCUGGGGUCCCAACGAACGGGGCGUGAGUCACACCUUCGGUUCGGAUGUGGUCAGUGCCUUCCUGCACCGCUUCAACCUGAACCUCAUCUGUCGGGGUCACCAGGUCGUGGAGGAUGGGUACGAGUUCUUCGCCAAGCGGCAGCUGAUCACCAUUUUCUCCGCCCCCAACUACUGCGGGGAGUUCGAUAAUGCCGGGGCCAUGCUGUGCAUCGAUGAGGAUCUGCUCUGCACUUUUCGGGUUCAGAGACCCAUGGGCGCAGAGCGCAAGUGAUGUGAUAUAACUUGUUUAGGGGGAAAGGUUUAUAAGACCCGUCAAUUGUUACACUGUAAGCUUAUGCGUUUUUAUUAAAUAAUGUAUUAUACCAUU
This is a messenger RNA of Drosophila subpulchrella, 1199 nucleotides long. It is a transcript of the gene PpN58A, whose product is annotated as serine/threonine-protein phosphatase alpha-3 isoform. Gene Ontology annotation, molecular function: protein serine/threonine phosphatase activity. The record is from RefSeq and is a predicted model, not a curated record. Gene Ontology annotation, cellular component: cytoplasm; nucleus. The transcript has a single exon. Lineage: Eukaryota; Metazoa; Arthropoda; Insecta; Diptera; Drosophilidae. The coding region runs from base 153 to 1103 and encodes 316 amino acids.